Messenger RNA from Fomitiporia mediterranea MF3/22, 1632 nucleotides. Its product is annotated as GPI transamidase component GPI16. Bases 1 to 1632 code for a protein of 543 amino acids. The record is from RefSeq and is a predicted model, not a curated record. Gene Ontology annotation, biological process: attachment of GPI anchor to protein. The transcript is spliced from 7 exons. Lineage: Eukaryota; Fungi; Basidiomycota; Agaricomycetes; Hymenochaetales; Hymenochaetaceae. Gene Ontology annotation, cellular component: GPI-anchor transamidase complex.
AUGCCACCAACAUCUUUGCUGUUUCUCCUAUUAUUUACUUCUCUUUCCUUUCUUUGUAGUAAUGCAGCAAAGGAAAGCUUCAAUGAGACUUUGACCGUGCGGCCUCUUCGAGAUGGACGCGUCGCAGCCCGGUUCUUGUUCACCAUUACCCAGGCUACCUCAGUUCCUCGAGAACCCACAACACUCUUAGAUGAAGAUACUCCGCAGCAUUACUCGCUUCUCCCGCUGUCUUUGGGUCAAGUACUUCGAGAGUAUGCCGUGACAGAAGCACAUCUAAGCCUGAAUGCUGGAAAAUGGGACUAUGGCAGAUGGGGUGAUCCGGAAGAUGAAGCAGUUGCGAGCGGCGCAGAGUUAUGGGCAUGGAUGGGUGACUCUGACCAGAUGAGCGUAGAGGAUCGGUGGAAAGGCCUCCGCAAUGCGUUCUCUGGACUGUUCUGUGCCUCAAUGGGAUCUUUAGAUGACUUGCGAACAACAUCUCCUAGUUAUGCCUUUCGGCCAGAUGGCGACCUUCCAAAACUCUCCUCGAACCAAACACACAAACUCCGAUAUGCAUCACUACCUUCUGAGAACGUUUGCACGGAGAACUUAACACCUUUCCUCAAGUUACUUCCAUGCAAGUCUUCUGCGGGAAUCGCAUCUCUACUCAAUCCGCAUCGAUUGUUCGAUGCAGACUGGCAUGGAAUGAGCAUCCAUGUAUCAUGGAGCAAACAGGAAGGCGUCAAGCUCCAGAUGAGUGUCCAAUCUGUAUUUGAUCCUGUUCGUCUAUCUAGUCAACAAAAGCGAGAUUUCUCGUUCCAAUCGUUGUUCCAUCGUUCCAUAUCGGAGGCAUGUCCUGUUGCGACGGAAAGUAAGGUCGAAAUGACUUUACCUGAAGAUGCCGGGUAUUUGAUCACACCAGAGCCGCUUAUUGUGCGAGAAAACAUUGCCUUCUACAAUAUUGCAAAAGUCCAUGCCUUACCGCUGGACGUUUCCAUCCGAUACCCAACGGAAAACGCAUUUUCAUACCCAGCAUUAGGAACGUCCGUGGCUCCUUUGUCUGAUAUUCUUCUGACAAGGACGUUGAGUGGAACAAGUCAAACACGAGGGCGAUUAGCUGUCUCAAUUUGGAACAAUCGUCCUCAUGACCUGCGAUUGCUUUACGUUGAGACAAUGCCGUGGCUAGUUACGUUCUAUCUUCACACGCUUGACCUGACAGUCGACGGCCAGAAGCGAGAGGAUCUGAUGUCGCUUUUAUCGUAUACGCCACCUGAGGCCCAUGGACGACCUACACUCCUUGAAGCACAGCUGACCGUUCCUGCAGAAUCAAAAGUCGAGUUGUCGAUGGACGUGACGAAAUCGUUCUUGCGAUAUACAGAGCACCCUCCAGAUGCCCAGCGUGGAUGGGACCUGCCGCCAGCUAUAUUUAUAGUAGGCAGGAACGACUCGUCAAAGCAAAGUCGACGAAUAUAUAGCCCAGCAGUACUCGUCGACGUCGCAACUCCGGACUUCAGUAUGCCGUACAACGUGAUUAUUAUGAGUAGUACCUUGAUUGCGCUCAUAUUUGGGAGUAUCUUCAACCUCCUUACGCGUCGAUUUGUCGCCAUCGUCGUUGAGGACAAUGGAAACGCAGGUAGUAAUAGACAGGUUAACUAA